Messenger RNA from Siniperca chuatsi (mandarin fish), 5053 nucleotides. It is a transcript of the gene gpr156, whose product is annotated as G protein-coupled receptor 156. Lineage: Eukaryota; Metazoa; Chordata; Actinopteri; Centrarchiformes; Sinipercidae. Gene Ontology annotation, cellular component: membrane; G protein-coupled receptor heterodimeric complex. Gene Ontology annotation, molecular function: G protein-coupled GABA receptor activity. The record is from RefSeq and is a predicted model, not a curated record. Gene Ontology annotation, biological process: G protein-coupled receptor signaling pathway; gamma-aminobutyric acid signaling pathway. The transcript has 10 exons. Bases 295 to 2784 code for a protein of 829 amino acids.
CAAUGCUCAAAAGAAAACUCCGGCAGUCUGGUGAACUUCCCUGAGUGACAGGAUCUUCUCGGGCUGUGGACUGACAGUUUGACGGGCAGAUUAAGUCGUGAGAUUCAUUACAAGUCUGUAGCUAUGGGACCUUUGUAGCUAUGUUAGAUAGCAUCUUAUCCAGGUGCUCAUUUUCCAUAUUUAUUAUACCGUUUCUGAGUCGAUGGAGCCUGGAGUGGGACGAGGCGACGGGAUCCUCCAUGCGCUUUGGAGACCGAGGAUGUGUGUGUGAAAGUGGACAGACUGGGGUCAGUCAUGGAGCCUGAGCUGAACUGCAGCUCCCAGUGUGAUUCCCCACUCUGCUUCAUCCACUCAGGAGUCAACAGGCAGGAGGGCCUCGACAUUCUGCAGAGACUAUGCAGUCUCAGCACGAUAGCAUUGGAGCUCCCACAGCAGCCUCUCUCCCCAGUGUUAAGUGCUGUGGUGUGGAUGCUGCUCUCCUGUGGCAUCCUGCUGGCUUUCUGCUUCCUCCUCUUCACCCUGCGCUUCAAAAACAACAGGAUAGUGAAGAUGUCCAGUCCCAACCUGAAUGUCCUGACUCUCUUUGGAAGUGUCCUCACCUACAGCAGCGGAUUCCUCUUUGCCGUUGAUGAACGAACACACUCACAAGGUGGAGCAUCUACAGCUGUGCUACAAGCUCGGAUGUGGACUCUUUGUGUUGGCAGUACCCUGGUGUUUGGCCCAAUUUUGGGGAAGACGUGGAGACUAUACAGAGUGUUCACCCAGCGAGUGCCUGACAAGAGAGUGAUCAUCCGAGACAUCCAGCUGAUGGGCAUGGUUGCUAUGUUGAUCCUGGUGGACAUGCUGGUUCUCACCGUCUGGAACCUCACCGACCCCAUCAAGUGUUCACGAUCUGUCGGAGCUGUUGUCAAGGUGACAGAGAGAGACAUUUCCUACUCUUUGUCUCAGAUGGACACGUGUUCCUCUGUAUACUCAGAUCUGUGGGUUAUCAUUAUUGCUGUUCAGAAGGGUUGUCUUCUCCUCUAUGGGACUUAUCUAGCCGGGCUGACCAGCAAUGUCAGCCACCCUCCUGUCAACCAGUCUCCCACCAUCAUUACAGCCGUCACUUUGGUCGCCCUCUUUUCGGCUGUGGCCGUCCCCAUGUCCAUCUUCCUGCAGGCCUGGCCCAACCUGGUCUACAGCACUGUGGCUGGAGCCAUUUUCAUCUGCACACUGGUUACCAACUGCAUGCUGUUUGUGCCUCAGCUGACCCAGUGGCGGCAGUUUGAAGAGGAUCAGAAGAACCCGAGUCAGAUGGCCAAGUAUUUCAGCAGCCCCAGUAAGAGCCAGCCCUCAGCGUACAGCCAGGAUGAGAUCUACUACCUGCUGGGGGAGAACAACUCCAUGAAAAAACUCCUCAAUGAGAAGAAUGCUGUGAUUGACAGUCUGCAGGAGCAGGUGAACAACGCCAAGGAUAAACUCCUGCGACUCAUGUCAGCCAGCCGGCCCCCCGAGGACCAGGACAUGGACUCCUCCAACACUGUCCUCAACUCUUCCUCCACUCAGACCACAGAGCUUCAGUCUGACGGCCCCUCUUCUUCUUCUCUACCUCAGAGAGACACUAAAUCCAGACUCUCACCGCCACAUCUGUCCCCUCACCUCACUGCUGCUGCUGUUUCAUCAUCUGCUGUUACACCGUCCUCUGAGCCUCCCUCUGCUCCAAACUCCUCCACCCCCAUUGCUACUUCCCCUCCUCUCCCCGAUGAUAUUAAUGUGAGUGAAGAACAGAGAGGUGUCUCUACCACUGGCGCUACGGGCAUGAACACAGCUGAGUCCAGAACAGGGGAGGAUCUCAAACAGCCUGCGUCCCUCCUGUCCCCUGGCUUUCUCAGAACAGCAGAAGAGACAGUUCACUUUGUCACUUCCCUACAAUCCCAUAGAGGGUUAAAGCCCUCUCAGGUUGAAACUUUCAACGAUCAGAGUGGCCUAACAUCCCAGCUGGGACCAAAUGCCAGACCGACUUGUUUUAUUAGCAGCGAACAGUUGCAGGAGAUCCUCCAGGAGCUGAGUGUGGACGCAGUCAUGGGAACCGCACUUCGAUCUCCCGGUCAAACGUCAAGAGCGCCUUCUCAGCUAAAAUUUACCAAAGCCUCCACACUUUCCCCUCUCUCCCUGCGGACACCAUGCUCCCCUCAUCCACCUGUUCUCUUCCGCUACCCCAGCAUCUCCCCUUAUUCGAUGAGGAAACGUCGGCCGCCCUUCCACUCCUCCAGAAGGGGUUUGGCCCCUCCCUGCUUCUACGCAGGUUCAGUGGCUGCUGGCUGUGGGAGGAUGAGGGACAACUGUGAACACCAAAAUCCAGGCAUGCACCCUAAUGGGGUCACUGUGGAUGGUACCCUCCUCCAGGUUCACAACACUGACCUCGAGCUAGAGGAGGAGGAGGAUGCAGAAGGGAAUAAAGCGAUAAGAAAAUGUCGGAGGUGUGUUUCAAGGUCCCACAGAUGUUCAGUGUUGCCCUGUGCAGAAUACAAUCACACAGCUCCACCUGAUGUGGAAGUGGGAGGUGAUAAUGAGCAGCACCACAGACACAUUAGAGACUCCUGUGGGUACUCUGAUUCUAGCAGCUCAACAGACUACUGUUACUACCACCGUCCCUACUGUGACUCCUGCCAGCAGCGAGGCUCUCUCCUGUCCACAGACAGCUCCUCAGACUCCUCUGACAGCGAGUAUGAAGGCUACACCAGCCUGUAUCGCUCCCCACACCCUGUGGUAUUCAAAGAAGACCUCAAACCCACCUUUGUAUAAGCACAGGUUUAUUGCACUUUACAUGUUCAUCAAUUUCCACCACUUGUAUUCAUGUCAUACAAAAUUAGCUUUGAGGAUAAAGCAGGCACAGAAUUCAUUGUGCAUCUAUAAUGGGAGAUAAUUUGACUCUAGCUUUCAAUAGGAAUGCGUUGUGGAACAGAGUGGUUCUUUUACUCAUGAGACUAUUAGAUUUGUGAAAACUAGUGUAGCUCAAAAGCACACCAUGCUGUUUACUUUGUACUAUUACUGAUGGCAUUAUGGCAUUAUUUGUGCAUUUCUGCUGUCAGAUAAAACAUUCCAAAAAUGUCUAAGUCUGACAUCUAGAGUAACAAAUAAUAAACCCACAAAGCAAAAUUAAAGGUUGAAAUGUGCUAUAUUAGCUAUUGUGCAAAUGUUGUAUUUAUUUUUAUAUUUAUUAGUAGAUGUUUUUGUGUACAGAAUUACUUUCUGUCUCCUUUUUACCGUUUUACAUUGUCAUACACAUUCCUUAAAAUCUUUCUAUGCCAUUUUAUUGUAUGGUCUGCAUUGCUGUAAUUUUCAAAUCACCUACAUUGUCUAUACAAUGCUCUACAUUUGUUGUCAGGUACUUCCCAUCUAUAGCUGGUUUACGAGACACACACUGUCACACAGGUUCCUGCUAUUGCUUUUAUAGACUUAAUUAUUUUAUCGGUAUUAUUGUCCUGACUCAUUUAGAGUAUUUAAUGUGCAAAGGUCACAGUUAUCUGGAGUGUGUGUGUGUGUGUGUGUGUGUGUGUGUGUGUGUGUGUGUGUGUGUGUGUGAGAAAGAGACAGUGCCCUGCUGCCCUUCAAUUUUCAAGCCCUAGCAUGUUUCUGAAACCCCACACCACUUCGUGUUCAUUCUGCAUCUUCUUACUGGGACUCAGAGACACCACGGCAUUAACAGCCAAACAGAAAAUAUUUAAACCACUGGCUUGAUGUAGGUAGGCCUGGAUUAAUCUGCAAGGGGGUCAUGGGGCAAAAAUGAGCCCCUAUUACGCCCUCACACUCAUCCCCCAACCCAUUUUGCACACAAUCCCACAAACCAACCAGUAUUUCUGUGCUGGAACUGCCCUGGGUUUGCUGUAUGUCAGUUAGUUUGUUAUAAUAUAUAUAUUUAGCGCAUAACACCAACUGAAAUAUCAGAUAAGAGGAGUAGAUUUUGGCAUAAGACUCCUCUAUAAGACAGAUCCUCGAGCUGCAGACAAAAUGCUGGAGCCACCUUAAUGCUCUUAGUACCAUUAUAAUUGUACUUUAGAAUCAGCAUCAGCUUUAUUGGCCAAGUAUGAGUACACAUAUGAGUAAUUUGACUCCAGUUUUUUUCUUACACAGAAUUAGACAUGACAGCUAAGAACAAGAACAACAAAGCUGAACAAAUAAAGGUAAAGAAUAGAAAGGACUAUUAUGUACACAAGUAUGUGAAAACAAUAUGUGUUUACAAUAUAUAAAUAUAAAUAAAAAGCACCAGUGACCAACAACACAAAAUAAAAUGUCUCUAUACAAGUCAAGUGUUUCUGUAAGUUGUAAACAAUACAAAUAGUGCAAAUAUACCAUGGAUGGUAAUAGUGCAUACUACCAUCCAAAUUUGUAAUUAAUCAAACUAAGUAUUUGCUACACAGCCAACAUGGAACUUGUGGAUGGGGCAGUUGCCCGCUUUGCCCGUCUGGUAAUCCAGCCUUGACUUGAUGUUAAAUACAGCACUAAACAUAAUGUUCAUUUGUCUUUCCAUGGUAAAAGCAACAGCUUCCCAAGAUUGUAAUAUUUUCCAGCCUAAAUGUAAUGGGACUUUAAUCAUCAUCAAAAUAGUUGAGAUAGUUGAGUAAAUUGAGGAGUUUUAAUGAUAUUCCUCCAACACAGACAAAAACAGAGCAUUUUCCUGUCUUGGCCCCUCUCUCUCUCACUCACUCCCUCCCUCACACUAUCUCCUCUCUGUCUCUGUAUUUCUUUCUUCCAUUAAUGGCAAAAUGUGUGUUUGCCCAGGGAUGUGUUGCUUUAUGAAGGGAAAAUAGUGUGUGUCUCGCAUUACUUCUGCUCUGCUGCCUGUUUUUGAGACGCUAUUGCUCUCUAUUCUGCAUAUGAACCAUUGAAGGGCAGCCUGGGAGAAAUUCCCUUUGAUAGAGCAUAACAAAGUAUAAAUAAAUCGCACAAAAGACAGACUACCAGCAUUACUGUGCAGGAGGAAAGACUUUCCUGCCGAGUGACCUGUAUUCUGUUCAAGAUGAGGAAUACUGACAUAUUGAGGAAUUGUGGAUUAAAAAUAUUUAUAAAUCAA